AUGGAUGGCCUCUUGACUGCGGUAAAAACUGUCAAGCGGGAUAGUGAUUCUCCUUUGGUCGCUUCUGAGUCGCUGAAUCCCCAUGAUCGUUCCACCAGGCCCGCACUUAACUUUGACCAAGAUAUAUCAUCGGCUCAAGUUAUAGAUGUUCUCAAGUCCCAUCCUUCCCAGGAAGAAGUUGCUGCAAUUCUGUCUGCACUGGACCCAUUCAAUGCAUCCAGAAAGAUUCAAAAUGUCGACAUUCGAGUCCCGAGCCCAACAACAGCCCAGAUCCUUCAGCUGUUAGUCAGCACCACCGUGCUGGACCAUUGGGCAUCACUGAAUCCAAAAGAGAAGCGGUCGAAAGAUACAAAGACCCGUGCUGCUUUGUUAAGAUGUCUGAGCAGUGUUGUCGGGGUCGGCUCUCUCGUGGCCCAGCUCCGUUCCUUGAUUGCAACUGCUCAAGCAACGGCCAAGCAGGCGGACGGCUCGAAUAGCUCCAUCGUCAUUCGAGAUCUGCUCUCUGUCAUUGCGGCUCUUCUAGAGCCAACGGACUUCCUGUAUCGUCUCUACGUAGACACUUCAUCUCUCUAUGACAAUCAGACUCGGCAGCAAGUUACAUGGAGAGAACUUGUCGGACUUGCGGCUGCUGGGAAACUCCUCUCGACGGCGGCGGAGGCUCUCGCUGUUUCCAAGGGAGUCGAAGUCCCAUCAUCAAUCUCGUGGGUCGGUGAUGGUACUCGGUAUGCCUCAUGGCUAGGCAAAAACAUUGCCCACAUGGUCUCGAAGCUCAACGCAGAUAAAGCCGGUGAUUGGAGCUCCGCCGCUUUCCUCACGGGAAGAGCUCUGAGCUUGGGAUAUUCUGAUCAGUUAGUCCGGGAGAUAUACUCGGGUCUACUAGUCGAUCAAACAGCCCCAGGUCAAUUUGGUCUCCUUCUUGACAGUCUCAGACAGCCAGAGCAAAUCUCCAUGAUUGAAGCUAUCUUUCGCGAUAUUCAAAAACUUUACUUUCCCGAUGACCUCGCUGGUACAUUGAAAUCACCUGACAAGUCUGAUGAUAUCAUUGCAGGCGUGUCCGCGCUUUGUUCAGCAAUUUUAGGGGGCCGUCCCUUCUUGCAGAGCCAAGUUUCAGAAUGGCUUUCAAAGAGCCAAGGAGGUUCAAUUCAGACCAUUGGAUUACGUCGAGCUCUUUUGGCCACCUACAAUGAUCAAAAUGAUGAGCUCGGUUCUUUGCUCAUGCGCAGUCUAGAGCAAUUUGGGGACAAGUUCUGCAUUAAGCAUCUUCCAAACAUCACACAAAAUGCAAAUGCCCAAAUCAUUCUUCUGGCAGCAGGCCGCCUGAAGUGCUUGGAUUCAAGUCAAUUGAACAACGCAGGACGGACAGCAGCCUUCCUCAGUGCAGUCUCCAACCGGAUCGCAGCAUCUUCAACUCGAGCCCGAUUCCUGGGAAUGAUCAUUGGUACUGGAAUAUCAGAACUCAUCGAAGAGCCCGGCAAAGCCAUGAAGUUCGACCUUGAAGAAAUGCGGAGCGAGGAAGCACUUUGUUAUUUGAGUCUUAUUGAGGUCUGUGAUGAGCUUGGGACGACCAAGUCUAUCAGAUCAUUGCAGUCAACGCGGCCAAAAGCUCAGCAAGCCGCUCAAGAAGCUCGAUCGAGCCAAUCCAAGAAGUCAAACGCACGGCCUAGCCACCCACAAACGAGCAAGAUUGUCGCAAUCGAAGAGAUUGAGGAUAGCGGUGAUGAUACAGAAGAGGACUUGGAUCUCAUUCCAUACGAGAAACCAGACGAUGACGAAUCGGAUGAUGACGAGGAUCCUACUCUUGUCCAACGAAACAAGCCCACCACGCCUGUGUACAUCCGUGACUUGAUCACGUAUCUUCGAGACACUGAGAACGUGGAGCGUAAUCAACUCGCCAUAACAACUGCCCCUUCUCUAAUUCGACGCAAGAUAGGAUUCGGCACUGAGCUUGCAGAGCAAAUCGAAGAACUGGCUCUCACCGUCGUGGGUCUUCAGAAUGAUAACAAUCACCCGCAGUUCCACGAGUCUCGCCUCCAGAGCAUGAUUGCUCUGAUCGUCUCGCAGCCCUUAAAGAUGGGCCGCUGGUUUACCUCGAUCUUUUUCGACGGUGACAUUUCUCAAGUUCAGCGAUCCGCUGUCCUUACAGCUUUGGGCUUAAGUGCUCGUGAAGUCGCCGGGCAUGGUGAGGCCGAUGCCAAAGCAUUGGGUCUACCAGAUUUAAAGGACACAUCUUUCCCAUCCAAGCGUCUAUCAACUGCAAUGGAAGCUAUGUUCCUUGGUUCUACUGGUGGCAAUGAUUCACCUAUUGCAACACUGACCAGAGAGAUGUCACGCACAUCGCUUCAGCCAUUGGCAGCUGAUGCAGCGGAUUCGCUCACUGGUCCCAAUGCUUUGAAAGUGCGCACCUUCUCAUCACGCAUGGAAGUCGAGAAGAAGCGUAAGCAGCGUGAGGAUGAGAGGCAGAAGUCUACUAUCAAGGAUCUGUAUAAAGUGCUUGCAGAAGGAUUCUUUUACCCGCUGCAAGGCCGGUUCGAGAUCAUGAUGCUGCAGUUCUCCUCAUCAUCCGCACCUUCAUACAACCCUUUCUUCGUCCCGCACAUUCUCACCCUCUUCCUCCAGACGCUUUCCCUCACUCUCUCGACAUCCGGACCUCAUACACCUUACCUACCAGCCCUCACCCAAGCUUCGCUUUCCUUGCUUCUGUCGCUGCACACAAGUGCAGUAUCAAGUGAAUCGACCGUCACAGCGGCAUUGUUGAAUCUCUUCCUCGCAUUGGUGGACUUGAACAUUGCCUCGGGCUCCAAUGGCGAAGAGCGACUCGUCACCGAGCAUGCAAAUCAAGUCAUUGAGCUGCGCGAGUGGGCUUCGGGUGUCUUUGACCGCGCGCCAGCUGGAAAAGUAAAUGCAGGUGCUUCUACCGAUCCACAAGAUCAAGUGCGCACUCUCGCUGCUGGAGUGAUGGUGCGGCUCGGGGAGGUGAUUGAGCGGUAUCAGGGACGGUUGAUGGGAGUCAAUUCCGGUUUCAAAUACUAG
Molecule: messenger RNA, 3030 nt
Organism: Penicillium atrosanguineum
Lineage: Eukaryota; Fungi; Ascomycota; Eurotiomycetes; Eurotiales; Aspergillaceae
Product: telomere length regulation TEL2 family protein
Exons: 6
Coding region: 1-3030 (1009 amino acids)
Biological process (GO): protein stabilization; telomere maintenance via telomerase
Cellular component (GO): cytosol
Molecular function (GO): Hsp90 protein binding; telomeric repeat DNA binding
Source: RefSeq, a predicted model, not a curated record